AUGGUUCGACUUGCUGAAGACGAUGAGCCUGUCUGGGCCUCCAAGGCAAUUAGCCGUUUUGAGCACGCCAGCCCCAAAUCAAAUGGACUGCCAGUGCCACACAGCGGCGGUAUCGGGGGGCUCGAAGCACCCACAAAUCCAGAUCAUAACUGGUGGUGGCAGCGUUCCGCACCUCUUUUGGCCACUCUCCUCCGGAGCGCUGGUUCUUACACCUACGAGCAGCAGCUGGACCACAUGCGCGUGUAUCGCGACGCCGUGGUGCCAACAUAUGGGCCGCCUACCCCUCAAGCUUCCAUCCGUCCGCUGUUGACGAUGGAUGGUUCACCAUUCGAACCGUCAUGGAAUUUUCAGAACGACGGCACAGUUGUGCGCUAUACCUUUGAGCCACUGUUGCCCAACGACGACCCGGAGAACCCUUUCCCUGGGGACAAGAUAGCGACACUUCUGCCAUUACUACGAUACGUCGCGCCCGGUGCAGAUACGCGGUGGUUCGAGCAGGUCUGGUCUCGCUGGUUCGUGCAUGAGAAGAACGAGGUGGCCACAGCGAAGGCUGCACUCCCACCACACAAGACUAGGGUGCCACAAAUCUUCGUGGCAUUCGACAUGAAGGGGGCCGAGCGCAUCAUGAAGGUCUAUCUUUUCCCUGUGCUUAAGCACCUUGCCACCGGCAUCAGUACUGAGGAGUUAACUUGGAACACAAUCCGAAACCUCGAGCCGGGUGGACAGGGAUUCAGCAAGGUGGUUGACAAGCUGUCCAACUUCCUUUCUGGAUACAAAGAGCGUAUUCCUGUUGAGAUGAUCGCCAUUGACUGCGUCGACCCGUCCAAGGCGCGGAUCAAGGUCUACGCCCGGACAAAGUCCAACUCCAAGAGCACCAUACGCGACGUGUGCACGUUGGGUGGCUUGCAGAUGGACGAAUCAACCAUGCGUGGUGUCGAAAAUCUAUCUAAGAUAUGGCAUCUCCUCCUAGACGAACCCAACGGGGUUGCUAUGGAGCAGAACAAGCCGCCUCGCUUCCCUAACGAUCACCACUUGGGUGUCUGCUUUGUCUUUGAGAUGAGGCCAGGCCAGGAAAGGAUCGAAGUCAAGUGCCAUUUGCCAUGGGCGCAGACCAAUUCCAAUGACAUUCGCACAACGGCAAACUUUACCGAGGCCCUAGAGUUGCUGGGUUACGAACGACAUGCGGGAAAGUAUGCCAGGGGCGCGCUGGCCACGGCUAUGAUGUGA
Diaporthe batatas is the source of this 1227-nucleotide messenger RNA. RefSeq lists its product as uncharacterized. Bases 1 to 1227 code for a protein of 408 amino acids. NCBI's taxonomy places the organism in Eukaryota, Fungi, Ascomycota, Sordariomycetes, Diaporthales, Diaporthaceae. Gene Ontology annotation, biological process: alkaloid metabolic process. Gene Ontology annotation, molecular function: transferase activity, transferring alkyl or aryl (other than methyl) groups. The record is from RefSeq and is a predicted model, not a curated record. The transcript has a single exon.